This is a messenger RNA of Drosophila teissieri, 3708 nucleotides long. Its product is annotated as cilia- and flagella-associated protein 61. Bases 1 to 3708 code for a protein of 1235 amino acids. Gene Ontology annotation, molecular function: oxidoreductase activity. NCBI's taxonomy places the organism in Eukaryota, Metazoa, Arthropoda, Insecta, Diptera, Drosophilidae. The transcript has 14 exons. The record is from RefSeq and is a predicted model, not a curated record.
AUGACCACCACUCAAGAGAUAUUAAUCGCCAUCGCGGGUAUUCGGGAUCAGCGGCGCAUAGAAGAUCUCUAUGAGGCGAAAAACACAUCGCACUUUGGGGAGAAGGAAACGCCGCCACUGGACACUCUAUUCUUCAGAAACCAGGCGCAGCGAUUGAUUGUGUAUAACAAACAGGAGUUUCACCUGCUGCUGGCCUACGCCGAGUUUGCCAUCCAUCCAAAUAUCCCGGUGCUAACCAGCGAUCUGUGGCUCCACUGGCUGAAUGUUCGCUUUUGCCUAGAUCUUCCCAUCACGCUGCUCAACGCCAUAUUCUUCAACUUCUUCAUCUGCAAGGAUGGCCAUCCGCAAAUGCUCAAGAAGGUCAUCUUGGAGGUCUUCUACACGGAGCACUUGGUCAACUAUAUGCUGGUGGUCAAGCCCCCAGAUAGCCAGCCAGGCCAAUACGAUGCCAUUCAGUCCUUCGGCACGACCUUCUAUCCCAAGUACUCCAAGGUCUCGGAGCAGAAGCACCUGCCAGCGGUCAUCGUCAUCAAGCGGCGCAACACCAUGCCAGUUUUGUCCUUUCGCAAGGCGCUACCCGAGGACAACGACGAUAUCGUCGAAAUGAUCGAUUCCGAGGAUCCGGAGCUGCGCAAAAAGCACGGCGACUUCUACAUCGCCGAGCACCUGUUGAAUGCAGAAGGUACCGAUCAUAACGAUAAGAUCAUUAUAGCUGAGUUCGAGGAGGAGAUUGCCGACAACGUCAAGGGAGCUGGCCUCAUGUGGCUAUCCCAAUCCCUGGACAUCGAGGUGCUGGCCACCAACUAUCACUUCGAGCGUCUGGGCAACUUGGUGCGCUACACGCCGGGCUUCAAGCACGCCCAUGUGGAAUUCGAAGUGAUCUCAGUAGACCACAAGUCGUAUAAGGAGUUGUUCACAAGAAAGCAAAUGGAGGAAAGGUAUAAAACGCACGCGAGUAUAAUUAACGAAAAUGGACAGCCUGAGGCGAGGAAUAUUUUGUUCAAAAAGUACAAGCACAUUUACGAGGAACUUCGCAAGGGAGUGUACUAUAUGACAGCGUAUCAGGACAAACUGGAGAUCUGUUUCGAUUUGCCCGAGGGCGAGAGCUUGACCAGCGAAAAUCGUCUGCAGCACCUGGCAAAGGCCUCCAAUGGAUUCCUGCUGAAGAUGUUCCAGCUGCAUCCACUGGUCCGCUAUGAGUACACCUUCUACGCCCUGUCUGCCAUGUUCAGCGCCUUCCCGGAGCACGACUACUGUGUGACCCUGGUGCCGGUCAACGUGUCCACGAGUCCUUGCCAGCGCGAGCUGCUCCGUUUCUUUCUGCCAGUGGCCCAUCGUCCGAGCAGCACGGUUUCCGAGAACUUGUUCGUUGCCCAUCGCAGUACGCUGUUUGGGGAACUGCGCGUCCAUCGAUUCGAAAGCCAGGAGAUCGAUGAAAUCAGGACCUUGAUCAGCAAGCAGGCGCGCAAGAGGGAGAGCAUGUCCGAGGACGAAGAUGAGAAUAAUAACGUGCUCGACGAUUACACCGAGGACGUGCUGACCAUAUUUGAAUUCAUCAUUAAGGACAUCCUCGAGAAUCCCAUGAGUGAGCUGACCUGCUUCACCAUUCGCUGUGGCCAAUCGAAGAAGCACACCGACUGUCCGUUGGUUGGCUUUCUAAUACUCAGUCCCUUUUUGGUAUAUGACGAUAUAUGCAAGGUAUUCAUGAUGCCGAGAGACGAGUUUUCGCUGACGCACAAACGAGGCGAGAUUGUCAUGUUCAGGCUGCAUCCAUUUUUCCAGAUGUGGUGCAACCCGAUCCUUCGCACGGUGGCCUUGUACGAUAACUACCGCGAGCUGUACUACAUACACUUCUUCAGUGGUAUCUCGCUGCCCAACGAUCUGAUGUACAACAUGAUGCCGGUUGAGCCGCGCCGCAUGAAGAAGAAUCUGUUCAACUACAAGUGCGUUUCCUUUCGGCGCCGCGUGGCGGCGGGAAAGAUGUCCCAAACGGCCAACAUCGAUAUCUGCUCCAGUCGCAUGCGGCUCUUUUGCCACAAUCUGCAGCCCACAAUGCACAUGGGUGGCAAGAACUCCCUGGUUAUCGUGGGCGCUUCCGCCACGAGUAUGGCCUUUCUGCGCUCCGUCAUCUUCGCUUGGAAUUCCAAGGAUUUGAUUAAUUAUAAGAAGUACAACUGCCUGCCCAUGGUGGACAUUACGGUGCUGGUGGGGCAUGGAGUUGUGGAGUCGGCAUAUGAUUGCGACUUUUCGUGCAACUACUGCGCGAAUGGCAGGAACUGCUAUGUGGACACCGGCAACGUGAAUCCCUUUGUGAGGGACACAAUGCAGCGGAUGGAUGUGAGGCACUGGGUGCGUUUCGUCUCCGGAACUAUGAAAAGUAUAAAGAGACAAGAAAAGGUGCUGGAGCUGUCGGAUGGCUGUCAUCUGUACUACGAGAAGCUGGUGCUGAUGGCUGCCACCAGGUUUGGAUUUGAGGACAAGGAGUUCCAUGGGCACCCGAUACCCAUCAACUACGUGGUCAACAAUCAUCGCUUGGACAGGAUUAUCUUCUACCACAAAGUGCGCGAGAUGGUCGAGCUAAUGGACUCGUACAACAUCAUAGUCUACGGAUACAAUUUGUGCAUCUACGAGUGCAUUCACUUCUUGGUCACACACGGUUGCAAGGCGGAGAACAUCACAUAUGUGCAGCCUCACGUGCCGAUGGUAAUGGAGGAAAUUGGCAAUCCUGAAUUGGAUUCUAGUCUAGAUCCGAUUAUCCUGGAUAUGGUAGCUGACUUGGGAGUCACGAUAUACCUAUCCACCGACUACAGCCAGUUUAUUUUGAGUCAGGAUAAUAUGAACAUUGAGAAGGUGGAGCUGGUCAUGCAUCCAUCUAAUAAAAAGAUCGUGCUGGACUGCGAACUCUUUGUCAACUACAAUGUGAAUACCAUAAGCACGGCUUUGGAGAAUGUUCUCACUGACGCAGGAAUCGAGGUAAUGGAAAGGAGGAUCGUGGUCAAUUCGCGAUAUUGCACAAAUGAUCGCAAUAUAUUCGCCGCUGGUAGAAAUACAAUCAUGAUACCCAAGCCCAACUUCCAGUACACCCACUGCAGUCCGCAAGAAAUGGCCGAAAAAUUGGCCUACGAAUUGAACAUGGUGAAGCUGGUGAUGCAGUCGCGGUACUCCAAGCCGGCAAUGUUCACGGGAAUCCUGCCAAUGGGCUACCAGAUCAUCAAGUUCACCCAACCGAAGCCGCUGCUCAUAGGCCAACUGCCGAUCGAGUUCUCAGAGACCUUGACUACCUACGAUGAUGGCGACUUUUGCCGCAUUCGACUCAACAAGAAACUGAUUGUCAUAGAGAUCGUCUGCGUCACCAAGAAGCCGAAGAGACUUUACUUCAUGGAGUACUUCUGUGGCAAGCACGCGAUGCUCCUCAACGAUCUGCGUGGUCGCUACCAGGCAGGUUGGAUACAGAACUUCCUGGAGUUCUUCAAGCAACCCUGGACGGAGCUGCUGAUGCACGAUAGGUUCGAGGAUCUGCAGUUGAAGAACCGCAGACUUCUGCUCUCCAUGCUGCUGAUGAACAACAAGGAUAAUCCCAGGAGCAGUUUGGAGAACACGCAGAGGCAGAAGCUGGAGGAAAAUGUGAUCGACUUUGUGCGAACCUAUCGAAAGGAUUUCACACACGAAUUUGCGCUGCCAGAGGAUUGGGGUGUCUUUAAUCUAUGA